This is a messenger RNA of Mesorhabditis spiculigera, 2067 nucleotides long. NCBI's taxonomy places the organism in Eukaryota, Metazoa, Nematoda, Chromadorea, Rhabditida, Rhabditidae. The record is from the annotation of a GenBank genome assembly.
AUGACGUUCAAACCAGGAACUCUCGGCCUUGAUUUUGUGGCGAGUGUAUCGAGACAAGACGAUAUUGUUUUGCUGUUGAUGGAGAAUGUCGCCACGACUAGCGGGCAGUCGUCGAGUAUUGCCGAAAUGCUGCUCGAGGCUGCCAACUCGGUGAUCCAGUCUUCGGUGCCGGACGGGUUCGAAUGGGUGGCCGAAUACAACAUGUACUACUCGGCAGCCACUCGAUACUUCUUCGACAUGAAUACCAACUUGUUCUACCACUCGGACACCCAGACGUACUACUAUUACGACGAGGCGACUCAAUCGUAUUGUGUAUACGCAAAUAUGCAGCAAAAACAGUGGGAUCGCGCUCGCUACAGACGGAGGGCCGCUGAAUUGCUCGGAGAGGGGGAGAUUCAACGGUACGAUCAGGAGGCUGUUGAUAUUUGCGAAUUUGUCUUCAACAUUGUCGAUAAAGUGGCGGAUUUGGAGUGGGAUCGUGAAUUGGAGCAACGCAAAUCAGCACGUCGGCAGCGCGAUCGUUCGAGGGAUCGGUCACGCGAUCGCGAUCGAGAGCGGGAUCGAGAGCGAGAUCGCCAGCGUCGAAACGAAGAGGAUCGACGACGCGAGGAAAGACGGCGUGAGGAAGAAGAGGACCGAAGGGAACGGAAAAAGAGGAAAGAGCAGGAGGAACGAGAGCGCCGGGAGCGCAUCUUCAACGAGCUUGAGGACACUGACCUGCAGGCCAAAAGGUCCAAAAAAGCUAAACGAGCCUACUUUGAUGGUGAUGAUGUGCGCGUAUCCAGCGAAGAAGAGGAAGCCCCUCGCCGAUCCAAUAAGAAGAAAAAGUCCAAAAAGGAGGCACGCGAAGACAGGCAUCGGGACCGCUCGCGGAGCCGUCAUCGGGGCGGUACUCGGUCGCGUUCGCGUGAUCGCGACCGCAGGCGGGAUCGUUCGCGCGAGCGCUCGCAUCGCGAACGCUCCAGGGAUAGGUCGCGUGACCGUUCUUGGGAACGUCGGCGCAUACGCGAUCGUGAACGCGACCGUGUGUCAGAUGAAAGGCGCAGACGCGAUCAAAGAGACUCCGAUUCUGUCAAGACUUACUCGAGCAACGGUUCUUCAGAUGGCGGUUUCCAAGAGAACAUGCCAAACCCUGAAGAAAUGGCCUGGCAGCAGCUGAUGGAAGGCGAGGGCUUUACCGAAGCUCCCUGUCUGCGCAUUAUCGACCAAAUGGGGCAGCUGAACAUUGUUACGAUCACCGGUGGACUUAUUGGCUCGCAUGCCAGCUCGGCUAUUCGAUCAGACUCCUUGGCCGAGUACCACUCUGAGAUCUACUACGUGAACACGGCGGAUGAGACCCGCGGGCCCGGUUAUAAGCUGCGCGUGAUGCCCGGCUGCACGGCCUCGCUCGACGGCCAAGUUCUCGAAGAAAACGACGAGUUCGACCUCGAACACGGAUCCUGGUUUAUCGCCGGCGAGGUGGUGCUCAUCAUCCAUGUGCACUAUGGAUACAACUCCUGCCCCCGGUGCGACCCCGGCCAGAUGCCGAAGCCAAUGGCCAUGAGUGAAGAAGCGGAGCGUGUCGCCAAGGGUGCCCCGAAGCUCAGCAAGGCCGCCGUCCGGAAGCGUGUCCUGAAUGCGAUGAAGAAGCAAUAUGGCAUUAUGGAAGGGGAACAGAACGAGACGAAAUACACAGAUCGCGCCGCGAAUCGUCGCCGGAACGUUGGAUCGACCUAUCCGGUCAAUAUUCAGCGACAACGCGCACAGGCCUCCGAUCCUAACGACAUCUACGCUAAUUGUUCUGCUCGUCCUGUUCCGGGCGCUGCUCCGUUCACCGCGCCGAAGACUGUGAACACCCCGAUCGAAGCGGAAAACAAGGGCUUCAAGUUGCUGAAGAUGAUGGGCUGGACCGAGGGCAAGGGGCUUGGCAAGGAACAGAGUGGAAGGGCCGAGCCGGUGGCCGUGCUGCAAAAGUCGGAUCGAGCCGGCCUCGGGACAGCUCAGCGAGAAGCGCCUAAGUCCUUGAAGCAGCAAAUUUUCGACGCUACUCGGAAACGUUUCGAAGAGAUUACCGAAAACGAGCAGAAG